This is a messenger RNA of Hippocampus zosterae (dwarf seahorse), 1731 nucleotides long. RefSeq names its product growth arrest-specific protein 2 (gene gas2a). The record is from RefSeq and is a predicted model, not a curated record. Gene Ontology annotation, biological process: actin crosslink formation. Gene Ontology annotation, molecular function: actin filament binding; microtubule binding; cytoskeletal adaptor activity. Bases 396 to 1430 code for a protein of 344 amino acids. Lineage: Eukaryota; Metazoa; Chordata; Actinopteri; Syngnathiformes; Syngnathidae. Gene Ontology annotation, cellular component: actin filament. The transcript is spliced from 8 exons.
AAUAAUGGUAAAACAAGUUAUCCAUGAUCGUUGUGUUAUCCACUAUUUUAUACCCGAUCAUUACACAAAUGAAACACUGUGCAUAGGCGACUUUAUCGAGCUGUUCUCUUGAACGUACUCCAGAUAUGGCAUAAUGAGGCCGCAUGUUAGUGAGAGGAGGUGGGGAGAUCAAACCUCCCUCCCAUCAACAGUGUGAGCAUGUGCAUUCAUGUGUGUGCAGCCAGCUCGUUGUGCGGACCCUCCCGGUCCAGUCUGUAGUUGGUUUCUGCAGCGUAACCUGUAGGAGGGUGCAAGACAGUGAAAAGCAUGAAAAGUGGGAACAGGCAGCUCAGAGGACGAGUGAGAGCAAGGUCCGCACCUAGCAGCUGAAGACCGAGGGUUAUCCGGAGGGAACCAUGUGCAGUUCCCUGAGUCCCAAACAUCCAAGCAGCCCCGGCCUGACAGACAUGCAACAGUACCACCAGUGGCUGGCCAGUCGACAUGAAGCCAGCUUGUUGCCCAUGAAGGAAGACCUCGCACUCUGGCUCACCAAUAUGCUGGGUCUGGAAAUCACCGCUGAAAGCUUCAUGGAACGCUUAGACAACGGCUUCCUGCUGUGCCAAUUGGCUGAGACGCUGCAAGAGAUGUUCAGGCAAAAUAGUGGAGACCUGCCUGCUCUCAACAACAGAAAGCAGGUUAUUCCUAACCGGAGGAUCCCAUGCCGGCGGACUGCUCCGUCUGGCUCUUUCUUUGCCCGGGACAACACCGCCAACUUUCUGUCUUGGUGUCGUGAAGUUGGAGUCGGGGAAACAUGUUUGUUUGAGUCUGAGGGUUUAGUUCUUCACAAGCAGCCUCGAGAAGUCUGCCUCUGUCUGUUGGAGUUGGGCCGGAUAGCAUCCAGGUACAACGUGGAGCCCCCCGGCCUUAUAAAACUGGAGAAAGAGAUUGAACAAGAAGAGAAAGCACCUCUACCACCGCCAUCGCCUGCAUCCCCAGUGCACCCCCUCCCUCCAUCGCCCUCAUCGUCACCCUCCCUGUCUCCCUCCCCAUCGCCGACUCCUCCCAAAGUCACCUCGAGCAAGAAGAGCACUGGGAAACUGCUGGACGAUGCUGUAAGACAUAUUGCCGACGACCCCCCCUGCAGAUGUCCCAAUAAAUUCCAUGUGGAGAGGCACUCACAAGGCCGAUACCGUGUUGGGGAAAAAACACUCUUUAUACGAAUGCUGCACAACAAGCAUGUGAUGGUGCGUGUGGGAGGAGGCUGGGAGACGUUUGAGAGCUACCUGCUCAAGCACGACCCGUGUCGAAUGCUCCAAAUCUCCCGUGUGGAAGGGAAGACAUCCCCCAUAGGCGGCAAAGGCCUCAGCAUCAAGGACCUAACGCCUGACAGCUACCUGGUGGUGGCGGCCAACUAUCGCAGCAAAAAGUCAACACAGGAGACCACACCAUAAUGAAGACUGUGAGACGUUCAUGGAGAGACAUUUAAAACUCACAUCAUUGCAAUAUAAUGUGUCGACUGGCUAUACAUGCUGUACAUUUCCUACCAUAAUAUGAGAACCUAUUUUUCCUCGCAUUUUUCUUCUUUAUGUGCCUAUAAGGGUGUACCUUUAUUCUUAAAAACAUACUUUUUGAACUGUACGUAGGUACAUUUAUUUUUUCUGAAUUUAUACAAGUGGACUUUCAAUGUUUUCUUUCCGUUAACAAAACGUGGAAACGUGGGGACCACAUUAAAAAUGCAACUGUGACACUUAA